This is a messenger RNA of Opisthocomus hoazin, 814 nucleotides long. RefSeq names its product monocyte to macrophage differentiation associated 2 (gene MMD2). Gene Ontology annotation, cellular component: membrane. Gene Ontology annotation, molecular function: pore-forming activity. NCBI's taxonomy places the organism in Eukaryota, Metazoa, Chordata, Aves, Opisthocomiformes, Opisthocomidae. The record is from RefSeq and is a predicted model, not a curated record.
GUCCCGGGUCCUGGAUUUCCAGAAGACGCGUUACGCCAGGUGCAUGAAUCACCGUGUCCCGUCCAACUGCAGGUACCAGCCAACGGAGUACGAGCACGCGGCGAACUGUGCCACCCACGCGUUCUGGAUCCUGCCCAGCAUCCUCGGCAGUUCCAUCCUCUACAUCCUCUCUGACGACCAGUGGGAAACCAUCUCAGCCUGGAUCUAUGGCUUUGGCUUGUCCAGCCUCUUCAUCGUUUCCACGGUCUUCCACACCAUCUCCUGGAAGAAGAGGCAUCUCAGGUCCGUGGAGCACUGCUUGCACAUGUUUGACAGGAUGGUGAUCUACUUCUUCAUCGCGGCGUCGUAUGCUCCCUGGCUGAACCUGCGCGAGCUGGGUCCCUGGGCCUCCCACAUGCGCUGGAUCAUCUGGAUCAUGGCAUCUAUUGGGACCAUCUAUGUUUUCUUCUUCCAUGAGCGGUACAAACUGGUGGAGCUGGUGUGCUAUGUUAUCAUGGGCUUCUUCCCUGCCUUGGUGAUUAUCUCCAUGCCCAACAGGGACGGCCUCCCGGAGCUGGUGGCCGGUGGACUCUUCUACUGCCUGGGCAUGGUCUUCUUCAAAAGCGAUGGCCGCAUCCCCUUCGCCCAUGCCAUCUGGCACCUCUUCGUGGCCAUCGGAGCUGGCAUCCAUUACUACGCCAUUUGGAGGUACCUCUACCGGCCCGGCACGCUGGAGGUGAAAACAUCCCGGUAGAUGCCUUGAGGACAUCGUUUGCGCCAACCAGCACGUGGGGGCAGCCGCCGGCGCCCUUCCUGCGGGGACAGGAGAGCCUGG